Molecule: messenger RNA, 3347 nt
Organism: Rhinichthys klamathensis goyatoka
Lineage: Eukaryota; Metazoa; Chordata; Actinopteri; Cypriniformes; Leuciscidae
Gene: rap1gap2b
Product: RAP1 GTPase activating protein 2b
Exons: 24
Coding region: 129-2315 (728 amino acids)
Biological process (GO): regulation of small GTPase mediated signal transduction; activation of GTPase activity
Cellular component (GO): plasma membrane; cytoplasm
Molecular function (GO): GTPase activator activity
Source: RefSeq, a predicted model, not a curated record
AUGCACACAUACAGUCUGUGCUGGCAAGGACAGCACCUCAUCUUUGGAGAUUGUGACGAUGCAGAUUCAGCCGUAGCUGGUGUCGGUGUGAUGUGACAGGAGACUGAGACUGAACCUGAGGUUUGGCCAUGUCUGAGUUCAGGUCCAGAGUGCGCUGUCGGAGAGCAGGUGUCCGUGCUGCUGUUGCUCUUAUCGGACUCCUCCACCGAUCCCGCAAACGGUGUGAGAGACAGAGACUGACGGAGACGGACAGCCAGUGGAAGCAGGAGUUGCUGACCAUCUCCAAUGUGCCCCUGGAAGACUGCCCUCCCUCUCCCCCCAGAACCGCCCCUCCCGCCAUGAAGUCUACUCAGUUUUUUGACGUGCUGGAAAAGAUGGAGCAGGUUUCUGAGGUGGAGGAAAUGAGGCCACAAAGAGUAAAGGAUGAUUACAUUCCAUACCCACGGAUAGAGGAGGUGUUACAGCGGGGUGAGCCAUACCCUCAGGUCAUCCUGCCUGAGUUCGGUGGUUACUGGAUUGAAGAUCCUGACGCACCUGCCGCCAUUCCGAAUUGGAUGAAUGGCUUCUGUGAUGAUGAAGAUGGAGAAGGAAGGAAUUCAGGAGAGUUUGGCUACGCACUGGAGAGUAACUUCGCCAUUCGAGCGUACCGCAAGCACUUUAUUGGCAGGGAACAUCUGAACUUCUACUGCACGGCCAGUAACCAUGGCAACCUCGUACUGUCCCUCAGACACGAGGAGGUGAAGGAGCAAGAGUACCUGCACAUCAUUCUCAGGGCUCCAUCGAAGACCGUCUAUGACAGGAUCUCUUUGGCAGGCUUGACUGAGCUCCCCAGUGUCCCUCAGUUAGCAAAGCUACUGUGUGAAGACAUUGUAGGUCUGAGAUUUAGUCCUGUGCUGUACCCAAAGGGCUCUCAAUUAAUAGUGAAUUAUGAUGAACAUGAGUUAAACAAUACCUUUAAGUUUGGUGUCGUCUACCAAAAGUUUGGGCAGACCUCAGAGGAGGAGUUGUUUGGGAACAGUGAGGAGACUCCAGCCUUCAUGGAGUUCCUCCGAGUGCUGGGAGACAGUGUAGAGCUGCAGGACUUUAAAGGGUUUCGAGGAGGUUUGGAUGUGUCUCAUGGUCAGACGGGGUCUCAGUCGGUCUACACUGUGUUCAGAGGGCAGGAACUCAUGUUUCACAUCUCCACCAAACUACCCUAUACAGAGGGAGACAUGCAGCAGCUCCAAAGGAAGCGGCACAUUGGGAAUGACAUUGUGGCUGCAGUUUUUCAAGAGGAGGGCACACCAUUUGUGCCUGACAUGAUUGCUUCCAAUUUCCUCCAUGCCUACAUUCUGGUUCAAGUGGAAAACCCUGGAACAGAUGACACCACAUACAAGGUGUCUGUCACAGCACGUGAUGAUGUGCCACAUUUCGGCCCUCCGCUUCCCAAUCCGCCCAUCUUCAAAAAGGGUCCAGAAUUCAGAGAGUUUCUGCUGACCAAGCUGAUCAAUGCAGAGUUGGCGUGCUACAGGUCAAACCGAUUUGCCAAGCUUGAGGAAAGAACACGAACAGAACUGCUAGAUAACCUUCAUAAUGAGUUACACAAGCACACACAGGCAAUGCUGGGUCAUCCGCUCAGCGCAGAUGAAGAGAGGAUGGAGAACGGAGGACAUGGAGGAAUACUGGAGUCUAUUAAGCGGGCGAUGCGUGUCCGCAGUCAUUCUAUGGAGACAAUGGUGGGCUCCCAGAAACAUGGCCGCUGUUCUUCGGCGGGAGGGGGCGUUCCCACCAGCCUGAGUGGGGUCGGCCUGAUCCACAGCAAUACUGAGGCUGCUAAGUCUCCUCUGAAGAGCCCGGUGAAGAGACGCUCAGGGCUGUUCCCACGGCUGCACACCAGUAUGGAUGGACAGUCAGAGCGCCACACACGCAGUGUCCUAUGUGAUCAGAGAAGUCUAGAUAGCGGUCAUCUCUCACAGGAAGUGAGAUCAGAGACGUCGUCCAAUCCUAGCUCUCCAGAGAUCCUGAACAAUGAGAGGCCGCCUCUCAAGCUGAAAGAGGCCGGUGCAAAACCAGAUAUUUCUCGUUCCUCCUCUAGCACCAGCAGCUUCAGUAGUGCUGCAGGAGACACAGAGACUAUGGAGGAGAAAGAGCCUAGCAGCCUCCACAUAUCUCCCAGUCUCUCGCCCGUAUUUGGCUCUGUGAGCACAGAGGGGCAGGGUGCAGGAACGCCAGUCAUUAUGUGCCGCAGUCCAACAGAUUUUAAGAACAAGACUUCACCCAGAUCCAAUCUGAAGUUUCGCUUUGACCGAUUGAGCCAGUCCGCUGCUGGACAUUAGCAAAGAGAAUGUCAAAGACAACCAGAACCAUUAAAAGCAAUGGAUCAGCACCGAAGAUCAGACACUGUCGGAAAGAAGGAGGGAAUUUAAAGAGGGACACAUCACUCCUGCGCUCCACUCUGAACAUCACAGGAUUAAGCACUUAUCUCCUCUUAUAUCUUACUUAUAUCCGCAGGUUGUCAUCUGCUGCUGACCUGGCACAUUUAUUGAUUUUGCACAUUUUGAGAAAGUCGUUCACUGUAAAAGAGUUAAUAAAAUACUAACUUAUACAAACUGGAUUAGUAGUUCAAUAAUAGUAACUAUUCUCACUCAAUAAUAAUAAUAAAAUGACAGUUUUUUUUUUAAUUAACAAAAUUCCCAGCUCCUGAAUCACUCCACAGUAUUUUGAGAACAGUGUGAAUGACUGCCAGGACUGGAUAUACAGUAGUUUGAUGAAACUGACCACAGCAGAUAUUCAUUGUACACAUUCAUUUCAUUACUAAAUCAGUCACUUGUCUUUGAGAAAUAAAAGGUUAGCACAGCAUUGCCUUCCUCUGUAAAUCUAAAACUUGUGCAAUUCCUUAAAAAAAUGACCUAAAGUUGUUUGGAGAUGUAAUUACUGUGUCCCCUGAAGAGUUUUUUUAUAAUAUAUAUUAUUAGAAGAAAAAAAAAACAAAAUCACUGAUUGCUCUUAUGUGUAUAUUUAUUGUGUAUAUUCAUGGAAGGAAAUGCAGAAGAAUACAUCUUUAUUGUCACAAAUAGCUCAGAUGUGUUGCAUGUGACAAUUUAAGAAAGACUUUUCCAUUCUGUUUUUAAGUCAAAUCAUUUUUUUGUUUCUUUGCUUAACAAAACGAACAGUGUUAAUUUAUUUCUCUAUGAUUGUACUGCUACACAUGUAAAGGUUUCUGGUAACACUUUACAAUAAUAGUUCAUUAGUUAACAACUUUAGUUAAGAUGAACUAAGAAUUAUACUUCUACAGCAUUCAUUAAUCUUAGUUAACAAACACUGUAACAAAUGUAUUGCUCAUUGUUAGUUCAUGUUAGUUAAUAGCC